Molecule: messenger RNA, 2204 nt
Organism: Danio aesculapii
Lineage: Eukaryota; Metazoa; Chordata; Actinopteri; Cypriniformes; Danionidae
Gene: eva1c
Product: eva-1 homolog C (C. elegans)
Exons: 9
Coding region: 297-1619 (440 amino acids)
Cellular component (GO): extracellular region
Molecular function (GO): heparin binding; carbohydrate binding
Source: RefSeq, a predicted model, not a curated record
ACUUUCUGGGUGUCAAAACACGUCCUGGUACCAUAAGAAGUCUCACAGGCGACCACAAAACCAUCAACAACCGAAUAAACAAUGCGAAGUCGCUGGUUUCAGGAGAAAGUCUACAGAGGAGUUCGCUUUGGCUCUUGAGGACUGGGAUGUCCGAGUCGCGGUAUGAGGACAGACUUAACCGGGUGAGAGUAACCGCAGGUGGGAGAGGAACACGGGAGUUUGUGACAGCGAGCGUUUCUCCAGCACGCGCUUGAAUGCACGCGGAUUUGAUGCAGAAAUAAUUGCAGAUUGUGACUAUGAUCUCAGCGCAGCACCUGAGAAGCUGCCGUGCACCUGGGCUCUGUGUUCAAAUACUUUACGGUGUCCUCAUACUGUGGACCAAAGAAAUGGACGGACUCUCGGAUUUCUCAAAUUAUCUGUUUAGGAUCAUCAGAAGUCAAUCAGCUCAAGCCUGUGAUGGAGAUCUGCUGAUCCUCAAGUGUCCACGACACUCCACCAUAACUAUUCAGUCUGCAUUUUACGGACAGAGUAGAUCCCUGCUCGGGUUUGAGCCAGGAAUGACAUGCCAAUGGCAUAACCACAGCUGUUCUGCUUCCACAGCACUGCAGAAAGUGCUUUCUGAAUGCCAAGGUCACAGAGAUUGCCAGUUUCUGGUUAAUCAUCAAGUCUUUGGCAAAGAUCCAUGUCCAGGAACCCCUAAAUACAUCCAUGUGUCAUACAGGUGUAAACCUACUGAGCACAAGAGGAAAGUAACAUGCGAGGGAGAUCGACUUCUGCUGCACUGCAAGUAUCCAAAAGUGCUGAAUAUCUACUCUGCUGUUUAUGGCAGACUGUUGGAGGACGAAGACUUGUGUUCAUCUGAGGAUCAAAAACCUCCGUAUGAAUGUCUUUAUCAUGGAGCUGUGGAUGUGGUCUCCAACAUCUGCUAUGGCAAACAGAGGUGUUUGUUUACUGUGGAUCAGAAACAUUUCAAAAACCCCUGCCCUCCUGGAACAAAAAAGUAUAUCACCGUCCUCUAUGCAUGCGUUCCACAGAGUUUACUCAAGGAGGCUGAUCCCAGCAGUUUCCUGACUACCUCAAUGCCUAGCCAAAGCACAAAAGAAGCAGAACGUCCAGUUAUCAGAAGCUCAAAGAUUCCAGCGCACAGGAUUAUUUUGAGCAAUGCUUUAAUGGCAUUUGGCUACAUCACAGAGCAUCCAGAGAUGGCAGGACUCCUCUUCACGUCAAGUGUUUGUGUGGGCCUUCUUAUUGUUCUAAUAGCCGUUUCAACACAAUUAACAUGCAGUAGACAUCUAAAUACACCUAGAACGUUUAGAAAGAAGAGUAGAACUAACGUGGAAGAGGAAGAGCCAAUGAACCAGGAUAACAGUGAGGAGGAGGAAGAUGAAGAAGAUGAUAAAGGGUCACUGGUGGACAGCUCUAACCUGUCAGAGAUCGGCAGGAAGGUGUACUGCUGGGAAGAUGUGACGUACACCACAGAGGCAGCUGAGCUGAUGGAGAGGAUUGAGCGGCGAGAGCUAGUGAUUCAGGAGAUCAGGAUGAAUGCAUACCUCAAUGGAAACACAUGCAUCCUGCAUUCAAACAUGCCAACUGUUACACAGAACGUACACUUGCUGUGAUUUCAACCAAACUGAGUCAACUUUUGUGAAAGUUUUAUUUUACCAAAACACUGAAAUUAAAGGUGAUGUGUAAAACUUCAAAUAGAACAAAACAAACAGGUUUUCUAAAUAACCUUUGCAUUAAUACUCAAUUAUAUUUUAGCAGGGCUGGUUCCAGAAAUAUUUCUCCUAUAGCAUUUUUUUUAUAUAGUUUUUAUUUAUUUGUCAAAGUGUGAUAAUAAGCCAUUAACCAAACUAACCAGCUAUGAAGUAAAGAAAAAUAAGUGUAUUAAAAUCAGACAAAAAGAUAAGGGUGAAUGAAUGUGUAUUUGAUGACUAUGAGGGAAAAACCCUCAAUUUUAUGAAGCAUUGUGAAUUACACAGUUGAUCUGAAAGCAACAUAGAAACUCAAAACUAUUUAAUGUUUUAUCUACAGAAACAGAAAUGUUCAGUACAGCAUUAUUGGUAAUGUAGUUUUAAAAAUAAGUUGAAUUAAUGUGAAUAGAUGCAUUUAACAAGCACAUGUAUGACCUCAAAAGACCUCUGUGCUCAUGACAGGUCUGUCUUUAAAGGGAUAGCUCAUUCAAAAAUAAAAAUGACUUCAUU